GUAGAAGUAAAAGUGUAUGUUGUGAUAAAACUGAGCAAAGUCGAAAGUAAACAAUUUAGUAGAAAGUCAAUGCUUUAACUUUUAAGUGUUUAUUGAAAUUGGACGAAAUAUUGCAUCUUGGUUACAACUUGCAAUACAAGUGAUUUGUAAAUUUUGAACACUCGGAAGAUAUUUCAACAUGUGGAACGAAGACUUCUCAAAGUUAUCUGAUGCUUUUGUGAAAGUAGUUGAUUGUAGGAUUCACAGACAUCAAAUAAUUGAGGAUUUGAAGGAUAAAGUGUGGAAAGCAGAGAAGAGUAAACUAGUUUGGCAUGUCAGGUUAAGAUGUAUGAAACCAUUACUAUUUGAAGAGAAUUUCAGUGACCAAGCUCCGCAACUCAGAAGCUGGGCAAGAGAAGGAAUGUUGUUACCAGAUAUUCGACAAAAUGUCAUUCCUGAUGGACGUGCUGAUGCAGUCGUGAAGGAUAUAGUGAAGCUUGCUGAUUCAGUCGUCUAUCAUCUUAGUCUCAUGUUACAGAGUCUUGCUAUUUUAUCUGAGCAUUGUGAAUUUGGGAAGAAACUCUUCAGACAGUAUUUAAAACAUUGUAGAGAAGCUAGUAAUUACUGUACUCUGGAUGGAGCUGUGAAUUUUAUUAGAAAUGAUGAGUUUUAUCAAAUAAUUUGUGAAUGUAUAGACAUUUAUUCCGAGAGCAGAAAAAAGAUGGUAACAGCAGCAUUUUUGAUUACCUGUGAAAUAUUUCAUUUAAGCUAUUCCAAUAUUCCUUAUGGAACGUUAGAAGAAGAAUUUGAAAUAAUAUCAUGGGGAAAUGAGGCUUUGGAACUGAAAAAUAAGGGCAAUGAAGAGUAUAGAGAUAACCAGUUUUCCCAAGCAGUUGCAUCUUAUACUAAAACUAUAAAAAUGAGUCGUUAUAAUAGAAUCCUCUACUCGAACCGGGCAAUGGCAUAUCUCAAACUUCAUAAGUGGAAUGAAGCUGAGCUGGACAGCCGAAGAGUUGUUAUUCUUAAGCCUGACUGGUGUAAAGGCUAUUAUCGACUAGCUCAGGCACUGGAAGGACAGACUGAAUACCAUUUGGCUCAUUCUGUUUGUUUUUUUGGGAUGAAACAAAGCAAUAAUACAGAUUUACUCGGACUAGAAAAGCAAUUGAUUAGGCUGUGUUUGCAAAAUAAUGGUCCAUGUAACAAUAAAAAAAUAAAUAAUGGAAGAUAUAAUAGAGAAUUUGCACAGUUUGUGAAAGAAAAAGAUAAAACAAAACAUGAUGAUGUUCCAGAACUUGUUCCUGAUUCUUCCGAUUCAGAUGAAGAAACUUUCAAUCAUAAUCAAUUUACACGUAAUGAGAAAAAUAGAAGGAAUAUUGUAUCGAGUAUGUCCUUUAAACAAUCCGUAAAAGCUGGUUCUGAAGCAUUUCUUCAGGGAUGUGUUCGUAGUGCAAUUUCUUAUUAUCAAGAAGCACUUUCAACAGUUUCCAAAGUUUUUUCCAUAGAGGAUUUCAAUUUGAAGGAGAUUGAUAUUGUUGUUUUAAAAUAUGCUUCAGGAAUGGCUAAUAUGGAAUAUGGACAAAUGGAGGAAAUACAGAAAGCCAUUUCUCUUUUUGAAGAUAUUAUUGAAAACCACGAAAAUAUAUCCUUUCCAGCAGCUUAUUACAGUUUAGGUUUAGCCUACUUUAAGAUGAAUAGAUUUAAAGAAGCAUUGACACCUCUAUUCUCUGGACGUGAUAUCUUAGAAAAAAGCAUUGUAUGUUGCUCAAACCAAUGGCCAGGAAAGUUAGUAACGAUGGAAGAGACGAAACCUGGAAAGUUGAAAAAAGCGAUAGAAGAAUUGAUCCUGCAGUGUCGAUAUCCACCACGACCUAAUGCCGUCUGCCGCUCUGAUGAGUGUAAUUUUAACAAAUCUAUUUAUUAUUGUGACAUUGAUUUUCAUGGUUUUGCUCGGUUGAAAUGCUCGGAACAGUGUUUCUUAGAAUACCAUCCUAGGUGUUGGAAGCAGUUUAAGGAUAAAAUGAAAUCAAAAAAUGAAAAGGAAUUUCUGCAUUCCAGCUGUACGACACCAGAUUGUAAUGGGAUUAUUAUUAUUAUUGAAAUUAUUGACAAAGAUGGUAAAAUCUCAAAAGAGUUUUGUGAUAAAAUCCAUGAAAACCAAACAGAACAGUCUAAACACAGAAAAACCAAACUAGAAAAGAAAAUGGAACAGAAAGAGAAGAAGAAAUGGCAUUCACAAGAUAAUAAUAAUUUGACAGAAAAAAUAUCUUUUAAGUAUAAAGAACCUGUUGAGGAAGAUGAAACUGAUAAAGAACAAGUAGAACAUCAUUUGCCACCAAAAUAUUUAGAAAAUUCAGCCUCUGUGCCACAAAAUGAAGAAGGCAAUGGCAACUGUGUUGACAAAAAUAGAACUGAUUCUUCAAGUCCUAAACGUACAGGUUUUCCUGCAGAAGAAGAACCACUAUACGUCCUAAAAAGAGAGAAGGAUGAUGAUUCAAAGAAAGUUGAAGUAAAAGAACCGAAACCAAAGAAACAGAGAAAGAAAACUGUAUUGAGUUUGGAAGAAUUUUGUGGAGACACUCCCAAUUCUUUGUUCAAUGAAUAUCAACGAAGACUUGAGCACCUACGGAGUAUCAAAAGGAUGGUGGAGAAAGACUGUGACUAUUGGCCUAAUUUCUGUGCCAAGCAGGUGAAAAGAAUACCUCAGCUUGAUCCAGAAAAACCAUUUUUUAUCCCACAAGAUCUGCAGAAUAACUAUGAAGCACUAGAAGCGGUGUUAAUAUCAUAUGAUGGAAUAGGGAAGUCAGACACAGUUAUGCAUAGAAAAGAAGCAAUAUACUCAUACAUGGAACAUUUCUUAAAGUCUAGUGGUCCUAAACUUAUAGAUGAUCCUCUUCUUCUUGAAGAAAUUUUAUCUUUUCCUGCAGAAGAUCAGAACUUAAUCAAUGAAUCUGGAGGUAUAACCAAGUUUCUGUUAAAGAGCAUGAAGUUUGUUCAAGUCGGAGACUACCUCUAUGCUCUAAGUGAUACCCGUAAGCCUUCCAAGCUCACGGGUCAAAGUAACCAGUUAGAUGUUGACACACUGGAGAGUUCUAAAAACAAAAAUCAUUUGUCUAGAAAUUCGUGUGAUGAAGUAAUAAACUAUGAUGCUGAUAAUCUCAUAGAUGCCUUAAUUCAUAAUCUGGAGAUCAGUAAUUUACAUCAUACGGAUGGAUCAAAAAUUAACCAUGAUGAUGAAAAUAAACAGAGUGAAACUCGGGGGCAUGAUGGAAGUGGUGACAUGCAGUGUGAUCUUGAUGGCAUUGCUAAAUUGUUCUCAAUGCUACAAGAAAUAGGAGGACACCCGAAACCAAAUCUUAAAGUGACUGUGAUUGAUCAGCUUGCAAAUAGAAAAGUUGACUUAAUGGAAGAAGAAGAAAAAUCCAGUGAUAAAACUUUUGAAGUAGCUUUGCCAUCAGAAAUCUCAUCAUGCACUGAUCCCGAACCUGUGGUACCAGCAAAAGUCUGUAGCACAGGUGUUGGCCAAGAAUGUAACUUGUAUGUAAAAAACCAGGAAAAAUGUGGUGUAGAUAUCAAUUCAUUUGUGGAACAACUAAAACAAACUAUAAUUGGCAUGCCUGUACAGAAUCAAGUGGACCUAUUAACAUGUGUUAUUAAUGCUGUACUCUCAGCUGGUUUUGUGAAAUCUGCUGAUUUUUGCAGUAUGAACAGAAACAUUAAAGGUGUGCGCAUUAGUCCCAAAGUGAAGCUGUUCCAUAAAUCUUCUCAGGCCUCUGAUGGAAAUGUAGAAAAAGUAUCAAUAGGCUUAAUGAAAAGAGAUGACGAACUUGAAGAACUGCAAGAACUUGUCAGUAGCCUAGAGCAAGACAAGAAGAAAACUGAGGAUCGGCUAGUUGAUGCUCUAGAUAAAGUUAUUCAAUUGCAAAAAAAAUUUGCAGUUGAAACAGACAAACUGAAGAAGGAAGUAGAAGAAGCUAAAGAGUAUGCCAAGAUUAUCGAGGAGGAAUGGCACAAUGGACUUCAAAUGAUGGAGAUAGAAAAGAAAAAAUGGCAACAAGAUCACCAGAAGUGGUCCGAGAACUUGAAGCAAGCACAGAAAGAGACCGUAUCUGCUCGUGCAGAGAAAGAAAAGGCAGAAUGGAGAGAAAUGAACUGUUACAGGAUGUGGCCAAAAUAAGUAAGGAGAUAGAAAAUGAAAAG
Molecule: messenger RNA, 4176 nt
Organism: Limulus polyphemus (Atlantic horseshoe crab)
Lineage: Eukaryota; Metazoa; Arthropoda; Merostomata; Xiphosura; Limulidae
Exons: 30
Coding region: 179-4153 (1324 amino acids)
Molecular function (GO): protein binding
Source: RefSeq, a predicted model, not a curated record